Molecule: messenger RNA, 6106 nt
Organism: Anthonomus grandis grandis
Lineage: Eukaryota; Metazoa; Arthropoda; Insecta; Coleoptera; Curculionidae
Product: NAD-dependent protein deacetylase sirtuin-7
Exons: 5
Coding region: 97-1881 (594 amino acids)
Molecular function (GO): NAD+ binding
Source: RefSeq, a predicted model, not a curated record
UAAAAACAACAUCGAAGAAUGCAGUAGAAAGUGGUAUAAGGAAGUCGAUUAUUUCCGAUUUUCUUUAAUAAAUGGCAGCGUUUUUAAUUAAAAGCAAUGGAAAAGGAUUGUGAGGACUCGACGGAAGGCGAUUCAACCGAGUUUAAAUCAGUAGAGAAGAAAAGGGUACGAUUAUUAAGGCCGCAGACCUUGCAGCCGAAAAAAACUUGUCCUAAAGAGGAAAGGCAUUCUAAUUUAAGAAAGGUCUCUCUAAUCCUCCAAAAGCCUCCAGAUGAAAGAACUCCAGAAGACCAUAAAAGCUUGGAAGGUCUUUCUGACUUUAUUGAUGAAGCUCAGCAGCGCCUCAAGAGGAGAGUGGCAAUAAAGAAGAGACUGGAGGAAUUCGAGGAUCCUGAAGAAGUUCUUACCCAAAAGUGCCAAGUAUUGGCCCAAGCUGUGGCCCAGAGUCGACAUUUGGUGGUCUAUACUGGGGCUGGAAUUAGUACUGCAGCUAAAAUUCCUGAUUACAGAGGUCCAAAUGGAAUAUGGACAAGACUGAAGGAAGGAAAAGCAAUUGGAGAUCAUGAUUUAUCUCUAGCAGAACCAACUUACACUCAUAUGGCCCUUUAUGAACUCUAUAGGCAAAAAAUAUUAAAAUAUGUUGUAUCUCAGAAUUGUGAUGGGCUACACUUAAGAUCUGGACUACCUCGAACAGCCUUAUCAGAGUUACAUGGGAAUAUGUAUAUAGAAGUGUGUAAAAGUUGUAAGCCUCCUAGGGAAUAUUGGAGGCUAUUUGAUGUCACAGAAAGUACUGCCAGAUAUGCUCAUAAAACUUACAGGAGAUGUUAUUACUGUAAUGGAUCAUUAGUAGAUACUAUUGUACAUUUUGGUGAAAGGGGUAGCUUGCAGUGGCCUUUGAAUUGGAAAGGGGCUUGCAGAAAUGCCAAAGAAGCCACCACUAUUAUUUGUUUGGGUUCAAGUCUGAAAGUCCUAAAAAAAUACCCUUGGCUAUGGCAAAUGGACAAACCAGUAAAAAAACGACCAAAUCUAUACAUCGUAAACCUCCAGUGGACCCCAAAAGACGACUGUGCCAAUGUAAAAAUUAACGGUAAAUGCGACGUUGUCUUUAAAAAGGUUAUGGAGAUGUUGGGCAUUGAAGUGCCCAAUUACAAGAAGGGUAAUGACCCGAUUUUCCAUCACGCCAGCGAACUGAACGAGCUAGAGUUACAUACGAAUUCACAGCCCUGCCUUGUGCCCGGUAGUCCAAAACGGGAAGAAUUUCCUAAAAUUGAAUCCAGUAGCGUAGAUGUUAAGUCAGAUCAUGAAGAAGACUGUUUUAGUAGUAGUAAUAGUAGUUGUAGUACUUCCGAUCUCAAUUUAAACUGUGAUAAUUUUAGUAGCGAGGAGAAUUCCUUCCUGGAACCUUCCUUGGCAUUUUUAAGUUAUAAUUUUCUCCAAACGCGAAUAUUUGGUCCAUAUACAGAUCUUUUUCUUUAUCCAUACCAAACCAGCUUCUUAUAUUCCGGACUGCACAGUAUUAUUGAACCUAUGCCGGCAAUAAAAGAAGAAAAUUAUCCGAAAUUAGAGCCGGUAGUACCUGAAUCGCCUUCGUGCGACUUUUGCCAUCGGAAUUUUAAAACUUUGACGUGUCAAUUUUAUCAAAAAGCGGAGCCGGUUUUUGAAAAGCAAAAGUACCGAUAUAGCAAGGUGGAAAAGAAGGAGAAACCGAAUGUGUGUGUUUGCUGCGACUAUACAACAGAAGAAGAGGAUAUUGAGUCGGCUAGCGAGGAGGGCAGCAAAGAAGGCAGUAGCGACCAAAAAAUUAAGAUUCAAGCGGGUUGGUUUGGAAAAGGGUAUAGAAAAAGUCGUCGAUUUAAAAGAAAGGCCGUUGAAUAUAAAUAGGUUGAUGUUUUAAAGAAGUGUUGUGAAGGUACGAAGAUGUACCUUGUCAUUUGAAUAUUUCGAGCAGCCAAACGUUGUGCAUAUGUGUUCUUUUAGUGUAAUUUUUUUAACAAAUUAAUAUUAAUUUAUUGACUAAGCAUGUUUGUGGUAAAUGUCCGUUUAUGUUAAAUUAAUGUGUGGUAAAUUCAGGUUGGUGAAAUGUUAAGCAUUGUCGUGCCUACAGUAUUAAUGAGCUCCUUACGUUGCCAAAUCCGAUGGCAAUCCUAUUCUCCCUCAAACUAUUUGUAAAAAGAUCAACAGUUUGAUACCAGGUAUUGACACAUACUGGGUUAUUUUUCAGGGGUUAUCCGUGUCCGUAGAAUCACUCUCACAGUAUUCAUUACUAGACAGAAUCUCUGUUGUUCUUUAGGACCACUAAUUACGCAGAUCACAAAAACAAAAACACGUGCUACCUCUGGGACAGUUAAGAUACAACUGGGUAGAAAACACUGAGAUGGUUACUGCUAUAGCAGUAAGAGCGCCAAAAUUACUCCCCACUCAACUAACAAACAGCUUGCCUAUGCAAACUAGUUUCUCCUACUAAUAAAGUUUUUUCUACUUUAAUAAAAAAUAAAGGUCUUCAAGGAUUGGUGGCAGAUCUUCUUCAAGAAAGUGUAAAUAUACCUGUCCAUGAAGUCUUGUUGGGCGAAAAAGUAAGCCUAUUAUAUAAUCAUUAAUAAUGCCAGUCCAAACAUUUAAUAAGAACUGUUCUUGAUGAUUUGAUUCAAUAAGAUUAUUCAAUAAUAAUUCGUAAGGAUUUUCAUCCGCCCAUAAAUGGUUAUUAAGGAAAUUUCUUAUUGAGUUUCGAGAAAAAUUAGCUUCAUCAGUAAGAAGAAUGUGCCUAUCAUAUAGAGGAUUUUCCAGCUGGUUAUAUCUUUGAAUGUGAUAUGGGAAUAACAAAUAUACAAAACUACAUGUGAAACAUUAAAAACAUUUUUUUCGGGCUAAUUUCGGAAUUCUUAAUUUCGCGUGAAAUUCCUUUAAGUUCUUUCCGGUGUUCUUACUGUUUAAAUGACUUCUUUAGGACUGUGAUCCAUUUUAAAGUUUCGGUCUCGUGAAGUCUAUGAAUCCUAGAAAAUGUUCUCGGAUCGGGUAUUCGCCAUUUGGAUACCGCUCUUGGUAGAGCCAUCUGGCUUUGUAUGUACUUUCGUCUGCAAGCUCAUAUAAGUAAAAUGCAUUUCAGCUAAUUCAGUGUGUGUAAAAUUUACCAUUUUUGUUAUCACAUUUUACAACUUAUUCCAAUAAUUAUUUAAUAAUGUAACAUUUAGAGUCUACGUGAAAAGAAAGGUCAAAAAUUAUGACGCUUCUUCAUUAUCCAGCCCACUAAUUAUUUUUAUUUUAUUGGAUUUAAGAGGACGUUUAAUAUGGGUUUUUUUAAAAAUAUUCGAUAUCUUACCUAGGCAAUCAUCAUUGGUGAAAGUAUAAAAUUUGGUUUUUGUACCAAUAAAAAUAUUUCCACUCACUGUGGGUGCCAAGUAAAAAAAAAAAAAAAUUUUAAGUUUUUCGUUUUAUUUUUUUUUAACGAAAACGGUGCCUUGUACGAAAGUAACUCUAGCAACCAAAUUGGCUCCAAAACAAAUAGUAAUUAAAAAAAAAUAUAUUAAAAAAUUAUCAUUUCAAACCCCGAACGGACGUCACGUGAAAAUUUUAAAAAAUAUUUUACGUCAAAAAAUAAUUCUUAAUGAUACUUAUGGUGCUUACAAAAUGUACAUAAAAAUAUAUUUAAGAGUCAUAAAAAAUAUUGAUGAAAUACUUACUUUUUUCUUGAAAUUUUAACCGGCUCUAGCUCAAAAACUAAGAGGUUCAGGUCAUACUUUGAUGUAAAUUUUUUUAUUUAAAAUCACCUCACUUCCUGUAUUAUUUAUUUUUUUAAUUGUUUUAUUUAAAAUGUACAUUACAGUUAAACCACAGAAAAGAAAAAGAAACAAUCUGCAAUAACAAUCCGUGCAUAGUUACAACAAUCAGUUUAUAUGAACUUAAAUCAUAGGAGUUGUACAAUACAUAAAUGAUAUAAAGCAAUUAUCUUUUAAGAUUGUUCAGUCCAAUGGAGAAAAUGUCGAGGUUAGUGAAGUGCUCCACAUACAGUAAUGGCCAAAAGUAGAUAGACAAAUGGUUUUUUAAAAAAAUCAAAGGAAAUAAAAAUUCUAUAAUAAAGAUAUUUAAGUAUAUUAUGGGCAACAUAAACAUGUAUAAAAAUAAUAAAACAUUCUUUAGAAACAAUCACCUAAUUUGGUAAAUAAUAAGAAAUAACUAAAUAUACGCUGGACAAAAGUAGAUAGACAAAUUUAAAAAAUAACCAAUAUUCUUUUUUUUUUCGAAGUAUUAUUUUUUAAUUACAAACUAAACCGUCCACAAUAUUAGUAUUUUGUAAAAUACCCAUUAUUGUCUAUUACAGCCUGACAUCUACGUGGCAUUGAUUCAAUAAGAUUGUCUAUGAGUUUAAAACCGAUAUUUUUCCAUUUCUGUUGCAACCGUUCGAAUAAUUCACCUUUAUUUGAAUAGUUUGUAUCCCUAAUAUCACGAUCUACAAUUUCCCAUAAAUUUUCGAUGGGAUUAAGAUCGGGUGACUGGGAUGGCCAUUUUAAAACUGGUAUUUUUUCUUAUUCGAAUAAUUGCUUCAUAAUUUUGGAGGAAUGAUUCGGGUCGUUAUCUUGGAAUCUAUCGCUGGAAUUGGAAUCUCAAUGGUAAAUUGUCUUCGACAUAGGGCAACAUAACAUCUCUGAGAAUAUCCCUGUACAUAAACCUGUCCAUUAUGCCCUCUAUGCGAUGUAACGGGCCCAUUCCAUAACCUGAGAAGCAACCCCAAAUCAUCACUGAUGCACCUCCAUGCUUAACUGUGGGUUUUGUGUACUUGGGAUUCAAACACUGGCCAGAAAGACGUCUAACAUAUUGAAUUCCAUCGGAAUUAAACAAAUUAAACUUCAAUUCGUUGCUCCAGCAAACACGUUUCCAUUCAUGCUUCGUCCAGUGUAUAUGCUGACGGGCAAAUUCCAAUCGGGCUAAGCGAUUCUUUUUUGAAAGCAAUGGUUUUUUUGCUGGCCUACGUGCAAAUAGAUCUUCUCUUCUACCAACCUUCGUCUUACAGUCCUUGAGGACAUAUUACAAAUCCCUAAAGCCUGUAAUUCUAUCUGAAUUUGACGAGAAGUCAUGAAAGGGUUAUUCUGGCUAAUUUGUUUUCAUUUGCGUACAGCUCUAAUGAAAUUUUUUUUUGGUCGACCAGAUUUAUUUUUUGGCUCUAAUGAUCCUGUCCUUUCAUAUCUUUUGAUAAUUGCCCAAACAGCUUUUCUUUUAACAUCAAAUUUGACGAUCACCCGCGCGAUAUGCAUUAAUAAUCCGUUGUCUUAAAUCAAGAGAGAAUCUAAUUCCGCGUGGCAUGUUGCACCUUGAGUUAAAGAGAAGCAAUACUAUACUAAUUUUAUUUUAUAAAUAUUUAGACAAAAAAAUAAUUCCAAAAUUGUGUUUAUCUAUCUACUUUUGACCAGCUAUAUUUAUAUUAUUGCUCUAUCUGAUAGGAAGCAAAAUAUUUAACUGAAAUUUAUUGGUAUCUUUUUAAAGACCGCCUUACAAAUAACAAUAAUUUAAAAUUUAGGGGACCUGUGGGUAAAUCUUUAAACAAUUAUAUGAAAAUAACACUUUGUCUAUCUACUUUUGGCCACUACUGUAUACAGUCAAUUCUUUGAAUAAUGCAGUUUGACCAUAAUUUGUCCGACGACUCUUUGGUUGAAAUAGUUGCAAUAGCUAGUUCUCCUCGGCGGGAUCCUACCUCAUAAGUAGUCGCAAUAUAUUUAAUGAUUUAUAGGUUUGUAAAGAAAAGCUAUAGGAUUUCAAAUGGCGUGGUUCCAAAGACUGCAUUCCACAUAACUGUCUUGUCCCAUAUGUAAUAUAUUGGACCAGGAAAGAAUAUUUGAAUCGGCACUCAAUUAAUUAACAUCUUAUACAAGGUGUUUCAACUGAAAAAGUUAUUUUAUUUCGAUUCUGGAGUCCAAAAGUUACGCAGCAAAUCAACUUUUGUUUUUCUUAUACCACCCUAUGGAAAAAUAAUCCUGUAUAAAUUCUUAAGCGGUAAUUGCACUGCUGAUACCUGGCGUUUGACAAAUUGACUUUGAAAUUUCAUGACUGUUCCUGACUUUUUUAAGGUUCUGUAUUGUGUUCAUUUAUAUUUUUUAAUAUAUUAUUUAAUUUUUUA